Messenger RNA from Peromyscus maniculatus bairdii (prairie deer mouse), 1959 nucleotides. RefSeq names its product nicotinamide nucleotide adenylyltransferase 3 (gene Nmnat3). Gene Ontology annotation, biological process: NAD+ biosynthetic process. The record is from RefSeq and is a predicted model, not a curated record. Lineage: Eukaryota; Metazoa; Chordata; Mammalia; Rodentia; Cricetidae. Gene Ontology annotation, molecular function: nicotinamide-nucleotide adenylyltransferase activity; nicotinate-nucleotide adenylyltransferase activity. Gene Ontology annotation, cellular component: mitochondrion.
CAGCGGGAAGCGGGGAGCUCAAGGUCAAGUUCACUCUAGGCCCCGCCCCCAGCCCGGGUCAAAGCGAGUAACCUGGUCCCCACCCUGGUUGAGCAGCAGGUCCGCGGUCCCUGUUGGACCCCCGAGGUUCAGGUGCCGCUGUGGAGCCGAGCGACGCGCAGGCAGGGUGGCCACUGCAGUGGGUGUGGAUGUGUGUGACAGCAUGAAGAGCCGAAUCCCUGUGGUGCUGCUGGCCUGUGGGUCCUUCAACCCCAUCACGAACAUGCACCUGCGCUUGUUUGAGGUGGCCCGAGACCACCUCCACCAAACGGGAAUGUACCAGGUGAUCGAGGGCAUCAUCUCACCUGUCAAUGACAGCUAUGGGAAGAAAGACCUAGUGGCUUCCCAUCACCGAGUAGCCAUGGCCCGGCUGGCCCUGCAGACAUCUGACUGGAUUCGGGUAGACUCCUGGGAGAGUGAGCAGCCACAGUGGAUGGAAACGGUCAAGGUGCUGAGGCACCAUCACAGCGAGCUGCUCAAAUCCUCAGCCUCCACGGAAGGUCCAGACCCCAGCAAAACCCCGUCAGCCUCUGCAGCACUGCCCGAGCUGAAACUCCUCUGUGGAGCAGAUGUCCUGAAGACCUUCCAGACCCCCAACCUCUGGAAAGAUGAGCACAUCCGGGAGAUUGUGGAGACGUUCGGCUUGGUGUGUGUGAGCCGGAGCGGUCAUGACCCGAAAGGGUACAUCUUGGACUCGCCUAUCCUCCGACAGUUCCAGCACAACAUCCACCUGGCCAGGGAACCCAUUCAGAAUGAGAUCAGUGCCACAUACAUCAGGAAAGCCUUGGGCCAAGGGCUGAGUGUGAAGUACCUCCUCCCCGACACUGUCAUCAGCUACAUCAGGGACCACAGCCUCUACAUCAGUGACAGUUCCUGGAAAGGAAAAGGAAGGAGUAGCUAGAAGGCCUCCGAGAGUGGGCAGUUCUGGGCUUUGUUUUGUUUUGGAGUCUGUGUUUCCCUUUCUGCUUGUUUUGUUUCUGUGGUGGCAAUGCCAUUGGUGACUUCCUUCCCUGACAGACUGUUCCUAUGGCUGGGAUAAUUGUGUAUCAGAGCAAUUUAAAUGGCGUGGCAGGUCAUCCGAUUAGACAAAACCUCUCAGAGCCACUGGCAAGGAGACCUGUUUACUUUGUGUAAAUGGAAAUGAUAGGAUGUACAUUGAUGUUAUUCUGAACAUGGCAGGUCCCGAGGGGUCAGAUCAGUUGCCCUCGUGCAUUUUUUUUUUUAAACUCAGACCAGGUGCAGUAUACUGGUCUUGAUUGGAAGGAUUUGACAGGGUGCUAAUUACUGAACAGGGGACCUUUGCAACGUCCUUGUUUCAAACAGAAUAAUACCAUGUGAGGAUUCAGAAAUCUGGAAACAGUACAUCAUGAUUUCCAGUGUAUUCUCCCUUACAAACAAUUGCCUGCCUGCCUGCCUGCCUGCCUGCCUGCCUGCCUGCCUAUGGUGUAGCAUAAAAAAUUUUGACCACACUCUUUCUAUGUUGUAGUCAAGAAAUACGUAUAAGAUUUAUUGUAUGUGUGCGUGCGUGCGUGAGUGUGUGUGUGUGUGUGUGUGUGUGUGUGUGUGUGUGUGUGUGUGUGUGUAUGGGCAAAUGCAUGUGAGAGGAAAUCAGAGAGGGACCUCAGAGUUCCUGAAACUGGAGUUAUAGGCAGUUGUGAGCCACCUGAUGGAUGGCAGAGCAGCAAAUGCUCUUAACCACUGAGCCAUCUCUCCAGCCCCGUCAAGCAAUAUUUUUGAUACAGCAAGUAUUUUUACACUGCUAUACUCUAAACACCAGGGUUCCCGAUAUCCUGAUUUCUAAAAAGGAACUGAAGUAAAACAGAUGCCUGGCUGUUUUAGAAGAUCUGUUGAAUGUUUUAUGACUGCCUGACUGUUUGAAUAUUGGCAAAAGGAUAAAUAAUAAAUUGACAUCAAAAAGUA